CGCCACAUUUAUGUUUAUAUAUGUAGCUUAUUUAGCCAUACUGAUAUUAUAAGUUUCAGUCAUAAUUAAAGAUAAGAAGCAUUUCCAUCCAACGUCAAUGUUUGUAAGUUGUUCAUUUUAAAAGCCAGUGAUGGUUAAAAAAAAAAAAGAAAUUGAGAGCUACGUAGUGCUGGUUCACCCCAUUUAUCCCUUUAAACUACAUGGACCAUAAUGCAAAGCAGAACGCGACGUAACUCAUAUCGGCACCGGUCUGCUGCUAGUCUGCCACAGACAGCUGAGGAUUUCCAGACGGGGGAUCCCGGCUCGGCCUUUUAAUAUCGAAACGUUGAAGUCUAUCGUGUAUUUAAAUGGCGAAAACGUACGAUUAUCUCUUCAAACUGUUGCUAAUCGGAGACAGCGGAGUCGGUAAGACAUGUCUGCUGUUCAGAUUCAGCGAGGACUCCUUCAAUACCACCUUCAUAUCCACAAUAGGGAUAGACUUCAAAAUCCGAACAAUAGAGCUGGAUGGAAAGAGAGUCAAACUUCAAAUUUGGGACACUGCAGGACAGGAGAGGUUUCGCACUAUCACUACAGCUUACUACAGAGGGGCUAUGGGUAUUAUGUUGGUCUAUGACAUCUGCAAUGAGAAGUCCUUUGAAAACAUAAAAAACUGGAUUAGAAAUAUUGAAGAGCAUGCCUCGUCUGAUGUGGAGAAGAUGAUCCUGGGUAACAAAUGUGACAUGACUGACAGACGACAGGUGUCCAAAGACAGAGGUGAAAAACUGGCUAUUGAUUAUGGAGUUAAGUUCUUGGAAACCAGCGCAAAGUCUAGCUUGAAUGUAGAGGAGGCUUUUUAUACUAUGGGAAGAGACAUAUUACACAAUCUGAGCUCCAAGACAACUGACAACAGUGCCGGAGGGUCAGGCAAACCAGUCAAGAUCACAGAGAAGAAGUCGAAGAGAAUUAAAUUCUUCAAGUGUUCACUCCUCUAAGCUGCUCAUCUCCAGUGUUCACAGCUCACAGCUAGCGUGACUUUGUCGUUUUGGAGGGUUACUGCCUCUCAGACACCCUCGCAGCAGCGACAGCACUGGUCAUAAUCACAGGGCCUUACUUCCAGCUGAAGCUCACAGGUUCAUGAGUGCUUGGGAUGCUAUCCUGAUCUGCUGACCAGAGGAGCAUCAAUGAGGAAUGAGGCCUGAUACUAUAUAUCUGCUCAUGCAAAAGACUUUUGCGUGAUCGUCAGCAGCAGUUUGUAGCUGGCCAUGCAGUGUCUGCUCACAGGAGGCAGUGAUUCUGUUGGAAUUUAUAAUACCUCUAAUGGAUGUCAUGAAAAUAUCUCAGUUACACAUAGUUGUCUUAUAAAAUGUAAAACUAUGAAAACAAAACUCAUCUUUUUCAUAUACUGUAGCAUUAUUUUAUACACACUACCUAUUGUCAUAUUUACUAUGAUGAUUCUGUGAGAUAGACAUAUGAGGUCCCAGCACUGAUUGUAUUUAUCUGGGUGAAUUCAUGUAUAUUAAUAGGCUUAUGGUCUCCAGUUGCACUAGCAACAUAUCUGCUUGUUCAUGUGUGCCUAGAAGGUUACAGUAUUGUGAUAGAAAAGACACUGUAGAAAUACAGCCUACUGUAUUCUCUCAUUUUUAUUGUUUUUUUUGAUGGAACCUAUGUUUAUACAGGUUUCUGUGAUGAAAUGAAACUGUGAAAGGGUUGUUUGUUCCUUGGAAGCUGUUCUUAAUACAUAUUGUUAUGCAGUUGUCAGUAUAUGCAUGAAAGUUGUAGGGAUACCUCUGAGUGGGUCAUUAUUAAGCACAUUUAACAGUAUUUCAAAAGAAAAUGUUUACAGAUGGUAUUUCAAAGUGUCAACCAUAUAUAGGAAAUUCAUGUUUUUGCUGUUCGCAUAGUGUAUAUGUAAGCACAACAGUUGUGUAUAUCCUUUAUUUUCACCUUAAACUGUAGACAUCCAACAGGUCCCCUUAACAUCACCAUGAAAAUACAUUGACGUGGGGAAGCUGUAAUGUGAAUGAUUGUCUUUGUAAGCUACUAUAUGAUACACAAAUGAAAAGUAAAAACAGUAAAGAAAGUGGUUCUUCAAAAGAAAA
This is a messenger RNA of Seriola aureovittata, 2078 nucleotides long. RefSeq names its product ras-related protein Rab-8B-like. Bases 348 to 971 code for a protein of 207 amino acids. Gene Ontology annotation, cellular component: trans-Golgi network transport vesicle; synaptic vesicle; plasma membrane. Gene Ontology annotation, molecular function: GTP binding; GTPase activity. Gene Ontology annotation, biological process: Golgi vesicle fusion to target membrane; cellular response to insulin stimulus; regulation of exocytosis. The record is from RefSeq and is a predicted model, not a curated record. The transcript is spliced from 8 exons. Lineage: Eukaryota; Metazoa; Chordata; Actinopteri; Carangiformes; Carangidae.